CCGCCGGUCCCGGCGCGUUCAGAUGACGUCACAGCACGGCUCUGUCCGAGGGAGAGUUGCUUUGAUACCAGCCCAGCAGCUUCCUUCCGGUACCCCGAAAAAACGUCAUAGGUGCGACCGGAGCGAUGGCGGCGAACAGGAAGAAUGUGUUGUCUUCUUUGGCUGUUUACGCCGGGGACUCUGAACCAGAGGCUGAAAGUGAAGGGGAGCCUGAGGAUGAAAUAGGAGGUUUGGUAUCAAGAGCAUACGGGCAGGAUGACAUCUCCAGGAUUGAGGAGGAUGGAUCCAACAAGGAGGAUGAUGAGGACACAAGCCAAUCAGUAAAGUACCUCAACAGUGGCCUGGAUAUGCGAACCUGGACCCAGCAAGCCCCCCCCAUGCAACCUUUUUCCCUUGCCAAGGAGGAAGAAGAAUCAGAGACUGAGAAUCAGGAGUCUGGUGAACCAAAGGAGUUGUCAGAACUGGAAAAGCGAGACCCCCAGGAACUAGUGGCUUCCUUCUCCGAGAGGGUGCGCAACAUGUCACCCGAUGACAUCAAAAUCCCCCCAGAACCACCAGGCCGCUGCUCCAACCACUUGCAGGAGAAGAUUCAAAAGUUGUAUGAGAAGAAGUUAAAAGAAGGGACAGACAUGAACCGCAUUAUCCAAAAAAAGAAAGAAUUUCGGAACCCCAGCAUCUACGAGAAGCUCAUCCAGUUUUGCUCCAUUGAUGAACUUGGCACUAAUUACCCUAAAGACAUGUUUGACCCACAUGGAUGGUCUGAAGACUCCUACUAUGAGUCUCUUGCUAAAGCCCAAAAGAUUGAGAUGGAUAAGCUGGAAAAGGCCAAAAAAGAACGAACGAAGAUUGAGUUUGUUACAGGCACUAAGAAGGGCACAACGACCAGUGCAACCACAGGCACAACCAGUACCACAACCACAUCUACAGCAGAUGCACAGAAGAGAAAGAGCAAGUGGGACUCCGCUAUACCAAUGACCACCAUUGCUCAACCCACAAUCCUCACCACCACUGCCACACUCCCUGCUGUGGUUACAGUCACCACCAGUGCCAGCGGCUCCAAAACAACUGUCAUUUCUGCUGUUGGUACUAUUGCCAAAAAAGCCAAACAGUGAAUAACUGGGAGACACCAGGAACCCCCAUGGAACAUUAUUGCGAGCCUUGAACUCUGUCUUUUACUGAGGUUAUAAGCCAUGUGGCUUAUUAACUACGAAUUACUGUGCAAGAGUCAGGGAAUCAUAAUGCAGCCUACUUACUGGACACUGACUAGAUGGAUUUCUUUACUACAUUGUGUUCCAUUUCGGUUCCUAUUAACGGACAAUCUGUUUUUGAUUGUGUGGGAGCUGAAUAAUGUAAUGUGAACUGCAAGUUCUACUUUUUGCUUGUUUGUUUUAUUUUUCAUAUUAAAUUCUUAAGUGUU
Molecule: messenger RNA, 1417 nt
Organism: Xenopus laevis (African clawed frog)
Lineage: Eukaryota; Metazoa; Chordata; Amphibia; Anura; Pipidae
Gene: sap30bp.S
Product: SAP30 binding protein S homeolog
Exons: 12
Coding region: 126-1112 (328 amino acids)
Biological process (GO): regulation of DNA-templated transcription
Cellular component (GO): nucleus
Source: RefSeq, a predicted model, not a curated record